Molecule: messenger RNA, 2841 nt
Organism: Rhopilema esculentum
Lineage: Eukaryota; Metazoa; Cnidaria; Scyphozoa; Rhizostomeae; Rhizostomatidae
Product: DNA replication licensing factor mcm4-A
Biological process (GO): DNA strand elongation involved in DNA replication; DNA replication; mitotic DNA replication initiation
Cellular component (GO): MCM complex; nucleus
Molecular function (GO): ATP hydrolysis activity; ATP binding; single-stranded DNA binding
Source: RefSeq, a predicted model, not a curated record
GUGACAUUUCCCGCGCUUUUCUCAUUCAGUCAGCCAUCAAGGAACCAAAAAUUCCAUAACUAAGUGCUGUGAAGGGUGUCAGUUCACGGAUAAAUAUUGGAAAUGUCAGCUCCGAGCACUCCUACUGGUGGACGUAAAAGAUCCAGGACUGAUUCUCCAUUAUCUUCUGAAAGGCAAGGUGCUGAAGAUGACAAAGGUUUAGGGUCAAACGAUGUCAUAUCACCACCAUCCCAGAGAAGAAAAGUAAAUGACAGCUCAUCUCCUUUGCCUUUUGCACCAUCAUCACCACUGAACACAUCACAGCAAGAAGCUGAUCGUACCUCGGUGCGUGGAUUCAACACAAGUGACAUUGAUUUGAGCUCGCCAUUGAAUUAUGGUACACCAUCUUCCAGAGUUACUGGAACACCUCGAGAGGGAGCCCAUGCCACACCAAUAAGAGCAAGAAUUGAUGUCAGAAGUGAUAGAAGAAUAAGGCAAGUCAAUGUUGGAGGGGACAUACCUCCUUCAGAUGCAACAGAAGGAGCCCCCACAAGUGAAGCCACAGAGCCUAAGCUGGUUAUUUGGGGCACAGAUGUUGUUGUCAGCGAUACAAAAGAAAAAUUUAAGAAGUUUAUGCAAGAAUUCUUGGUUGAUGAAUUAGAUGAUGCAAAUGAUGACUUUGAUCUGACCCAACCACUCUACAUGCAAAAGCUUGAAGAAAUCUCAAUCACAGAGCAACCAUUUCUCAAUAUUGACUGUUUGCAUCUCAAGGCAUAUGGAAGAGAUCUAUAUAGGCAGCUUGUUUCAUAUCCUCAAGAAGUUAUUCCAACCUUUGAUAUGGCUGUGAAUGAGUUGUUCUUUAAGGAAUAUCCUGAAGUGACUCUGGAACAUCAAAUACAGAUAAGAACAUUCAACACAGAUAAAACAAUGAACAUGCGGUCUCUGAACCCUGAAGACAUUGAUCAACUGAUAACAAUAAGUGGAAUGGUGAUAAGAACAUCCAAUCUGAUCCCUGAAAUGAGAGCUGCUUUCUUCAGAUGUUAUGUCUGCCAUGCCACUGCAACUGUAGAAAUUGAUAGGGGUAGAAUUUCAGAACCCUCUGUUUGCCGCAACUGUAACACAAACCACAGUAUGGAUCUUAUACAUAACAGGUGCCAAUUUUCGGACAAGCAGAUGGUCAAAUUGCAAGAGUCACCAGAUGACAUGCCAGCUGGCCAGACCCCACACACCGUGAUACUCUUUGCUCAUAAUGACCUUGUCGAUACUGUUCAGCCUGGCGACAGGGUUACCGUCACUGGAAUUUAUAGAGCUAUACCAAUGCGAGUGAACCCCCGGCAAAAUAAUGUCAAUUCGGUUUACAAGACCCACAUUGAUGUGAUUCAUUUUCGAAAAACAGACAAAAGGAGACUCCACGAACGGAGUUCUGAAAGCCAAGCUGCUUUUAGCAAAGAGCGAAUUGAUGAGCUCAAAGCCUUGUCUCAGCUGCCUGAUAUCUACAGAAGACUCGCCAAGGCAUUAGCCCCAAGUAUUUACGAAAAUGACGACAUUAAAAAAGGAAUUUUAUUGCAAUUGUUUGGAGGCACUCAAAAAGAUUUUACAGCAGCGGGUCGAGGAAGAUUCAGGUCAGAUAUCAAUAUUUUACUUUGUGGAGACCCAGGAACAAGCAAAUCACAGUUACUUCAGUAUGUGUACAAUUUGAUUCCUCGCGGACAAUAUACAUCUGGAAAAGGCUCAUCUGCUGUUGGUCUCACUGCUUACGUCACAAAGGACCCUGAAACGCGACAGCUUGUGCUUCAAACCGGAGCCUUGGUCCUCAGUGACAAUGGGAUUUGCUGCAUUGACGAGUUUGACAAAAUGAACGACAGCACCAGGGCUAUUCUCCAUGAAGUUAUGGAGCAGCAAACUUUGUCGAUAGCAAAAGCUGGUAUUAUCUGCCAGUUGAAUGCACGGACUUCGAUUUUGGCUGCAGCAAAUCCUCAGAGGUCUCAAUGGGAUGCAAAUCUGACCAUUGUCGAAAACAUACAGUUGCCUCAUACGCUGAUGUCAAGGUUCGAUUUAAUUUUCUUGAUGCUUGAUCCUCAAGACGAGGUUUUUGACAGAAGGCUGGCCUCGCACUUGGUAUCACUCUAUCAUUUGACUGAGAAGCAAGCUGAAGAAGAACUUUUGGAUAUGAGUGUUCUGCGAGAUUAUCUUGCAUAUGCCAAGAACCACAUCAACCCGCGUUUGAACGAGGAGGCUGCGCAGUCGCUGAUUCAUGCGUAUGUUGACAUGCGAAAGGCUGGUAGCAGCAGAGGCGCAGUCACCGCCUAUCCAAGACAACUGGAAUCGCUGCUGCGGCUCGCAGAAGCCCAUGCCAAAGUGAGGUUUUCAAAUGUGGUUGAGAAUGUUGACGUCGAAGAAGCCAAAAGACUUCACAGAGAAGCUCUUAAGCAGUCUGCCAUGGACCCCAAAACAGGAAUGAUUGACAUCAACAUUCUGACCACUGGUCUUAGUUUGAGCGACCGCAAGCGCCAGCAAGAAGUCUCCAGGGCCUUGUCUGACUUUAUCAAAAAGAAGGGAAAGGUACCCAGCCUUCCUUUACAAAAAACGUUCGAAGAUUUCAGAGAUCAAUCGGAUGAGCACAUCAACAGGGAUCUCUUUAUGGCUGCAUUGAAAAUCCUCAGAGAUAAAGAUGACCUGACUUUCAACGAAAAGAAUAUCCGACCCUUGUAAAUUAACAAACUGUGCUGUAACUCUUUUAAAAAGGUGAAGAAGCUAAUUAAAGCCUGCGAAACUUAUAAAUGUUAAUUCUUUCUUUAGUGGAUCGACAUGAAGAGUUGUGUAGUUUUGUAAAUUCCAUUGAAUCAUGUUCUAUCAACAGUA